CCCGGACGGUGUUUCCGGGUACACAGCGCCUCUCCCUCUCUGGGUGGCUCCAUCUCCGCUCUCUCCGGUUCACCUCGGGAUCCUCGCAGGAAGCUUAAAAUAUUGCCACCAUGACCGACUCGAAGUAUUUCACCACUAAUAAAAAAGGAGAGAUAUUUGAAUUGAAGGCUGAACUGAAUAAUGAAAAGAAAGAGAAAAGAAAAGAAGCAGUUAAGAAAGUCAUUGCUGCAAUGACAGUUGGCAAGGAUGUGAGUUCACUUUUUCCAGAUGUGGUGAACUGUAUGCAGACUGACAACCUGGAGUUAAAGAAGCUGGUUUAUCUCUACCUCAUGAACUACGCCAAGAAUCAGCCUGACAUGGCCAUCAUGGCUGUCAACAGCUUUGUUAAGGAUUGUGAAGAUCCCAACCCCUUGAUUAGAGCUCUGGCAGUCCGUACGAUGGGAUGCAUACGUGUGGACAAAAUAACAGAGUAUCUUUGUGAGCCGCUUCGCAAGUGUCUGAAAGAUGAAGAUCCGUACGUCCGGAAAACAGCUGCUGUCUGUGUGGCCAAACUGCAUGAUAUCAAUGCUCAGAUGGUCGAGGAUCAAGGCUUCCUGGAUUCACUGCGAGACCUAAUUGCUGACUCAAACCCCAUGGUGGUUGCGAAUGCUGUGGCAGCACUGUCUGAGAUUAGUGAAUCCCACCCCAACAGUAACCUGCUCGACCUCAAUCCUCAGAACAUCAACAAACUCAUCACUGCUCUCAAUGAAUGUACCGAGUGGGGUCAGAUCUUCAUACUUGACUGCCUUUCAAAUUACAACCCCAAGGAUGAACGUGAGGCACAGGGUAUCUGUGAACGUGUGACCCCACGACUUUCUCACGCAAACUCUGCGGUUGUGCUUUCGGCUGUCAAAGUGCUGAUGAAGUUUAUUGAGCUUCUGCCUAAGGAUUCUGAAUAUUACAACACCAUUCUGAAGAAGUUGGCUCCACCUCUUGUCACCCUUCUGUCUGGGGAGCCAGAGGUUCAAUAUGUCGCCUUGAGAAAUAUUAAUCUUAUUGUACAGAAAAGGCCUGAAAUUCUGAAGCAGGAGAUAAAGGUAUUCUUUGUGAAGUACAAUGAUCCAAUCUAUGUGAAACUGGAGAAACUGGACAUCAUGAUCCGCCUGGCCUCUCAGGCGAACAUAGCCCAGGUCCUGGCAGAGCUGAAGGAAUAUGCCACCGAAGUUGAUGUUGACUUUGUACGGAAAGCAGUUCGUGCCAUUGGCCGCUGUGCCAUCAAAGUUGAGCAAUCUGCUGAACGCUGUGUGAGCACUCUGCUUGAUCUCAUCCAGACAAAAGUGAAUUAUGUCGUCCAGGAGGCUAUUGUGGUCAUAAGGGACAUCUUCCGCAAAUAUCCCAACAAGUAUGAGAGCAUCAUUGCAACCUUGUGUGAAAAUUUAGAUUCUCUUGAUGAACCAGAUGCACGGGCAGCCAUGAUCUGGAUUGUGGGUGAAUACGCAGAGCGGAUUGACAACGCUGAUGAACUGUUGGAAAGCUUUCUGGAUGGCUUCCAUGAUGAAAGUACCCAGGUGCAAUUGACCCUGCUUACGGCAAUUGUGAAAUUGUUCUUGAAGAAGCCAACCGAUACUCAGGAGCUGGUCCAGCAGGUCCUCAGUCUGGCAACCCAGGAUUCUGAUAAUCCUGAUCUCCGUGACCGUGGUUAUAUAUACUGGCGCCUGCUGUCCACAGACCCUGUGGCUGCAAAAGAAGUAGUGUUGUCUGAAAAGCCACUAAUUUCUGAAGAGACUGAUUUGAUAGAACCGACCCUGCUGGAUGAGCUCAUCUGUCACAUCGGGUCAUUGGCAUCUGUUUACCACAAACCUCCAAAUGCAUUUGUGGAGGGUAGCCACGGGAUCCAUCGCAAGCACCUGCCAAUGCAACUUGGAGGAAUUGAGCCUGAUAGUCCAGUUGGGCCAACCCCUGCAGCAAACUUGACUUUGGAGCAACAGCCUCAAGUUAUUCCAUCCCAAGGUGACCUUCUGGGUGACCUGCUGAACCUUGACCUGGGUCCCCCUGUCAAUGUACCACAGAUGUCUUCAAUGCAGAUGGGAGCUGUGGAUCUUCUGGGAGGUGGACUAGACAGUCUGCUUGGGGGCGAUCUUGGCGGGCCUACUGGUGGGAGUCCAGCGGUUGGUCAAAGCUUUAUACCAUCUUCAGUGCCAACUACAUUUGGGCCCUCCCCAACUCCUGCUGUGCCGAGCAGUGGCCUGAGUGAUCUGUUUGAACUCUCAUCUGGAAUUGGAAUGGCAGCUGGCGGUUAUGUGGCUCCCAAAGCUGUAUGGUUACCUGCAGUGAAAGCGAAAGGUUUGGAGAUUGCUGGCACCUUUUCCCGACGGCAGGGUCACAUUUACAUGGAAAUGAACUUCACAAACAAGGCUCUACAGCACAUGGUUGACUUUGCCAUUCAGUUCAAUAAGAAUAGCUUUGGUGUGAUCCCCACAACUCCACUUCCAAUUCACACUCCAUUGAUGCCAAAUCAGAGCAUUGAGGUCUCCUUACCACUGAAUACCAUUGGGCCAGUGAUGAAAAUGGAGCCACUGAAUAACCUUCAGGUUGCUGUGAAAAACAACAUUGACGUCUUCUAUUUCAGUUGUCUGGUUCCACUCAAUGUGCUGUUUGUGGAGGAUGGGAAAAUGGAGCGCCAGGUCUUCCUUGCCACUUGGAAAGACAUCCCCAAUGAAAAUGAGCUUCAAUUUCAAGUUAAAGACUGCCAUCUAAAUGCAGACAUGGUAUCCAGUAAAUUGCAGAAUAGCAAUGUGUUUACCAUUGCAAAGAGGAAUGUGGAAGGCCAGGACAUGUUGUACCAAUCCUUGAAGCUAACCAAUGGGAUCUGGAUGUUGGCAGAGUUACGCAUUCAACCUGGAAACCCUAACUAUACGCUGUCUUUGAAGUGCAGAGCACCGGAGGUUUCACAUUACGUCUACCAAGUCUAUGACACGCUCCUCAAAAACUGAAGAUCAGAACAAGCUCCCCCAACAUGAUGGAAGUAAAUGUCUUAUUACACUCCAUUCAGCAAGUACCACGGUCUGUGCAUAUGUGAAAUGGAUCGUAAACAAAAUAUACUUUUUUUUAUGGAAAUGUACUGAUUAAAUGGUGAAAUUUACAAUUGUAUAUGUUUAAUCAAAGUUGUCAACCAGUCUGUUUUUGGUGCCAGACAUUUGUAUUCUGUUCACUUUCUUCCUAAACAAAAACCACUGUUGAGACCACUAUUUCAAGGCGAUGUUAUUCCAUCUGAUAUGUUUGUUGUGUGCCAAGUUUGUUCUGUUUUAAUGAUUGCUUUAAACGCUACUUACAAUUAAUUAGGCUAUCAAAUUCGGGAGAGCAUAUAGUUCCCUGUAAGAAAAAUUAAAUGUUGAGGGGGCGUCUUAACUAGAGGAGGGGCUAUGUUAAGAGGCAAAUACAGAGACCUGAAGUAAACUCUUGAAGUUCUUUCCCUACAGAAGAUUUUUUUUGUGUUUUUCAGUUGUUAGAGUUGCACUUAUUUGCAUCUCUACAGAAUGUCCUUUCAGAUGUUCAUUCAAUUCCACUGCAGAAUCUUUGCAAGUUUUCCAACAGCUUCAUGUAGCUGCUCCUAUAGAGAAGCUCGAAUUACCAUUGGCAGCCUCCCAUGCUCAUUUUUGAUUGGACAUCCUACUGUCUUUGAGGCUGGUAUUUCUUGCUGAAACUGCUGACCUUUCAAAGUUUUUUUUUGGUGAAAAUAUUGUAUUACUGCUGAAACUUGUGGAAUUUCCUACUUUGGGAACACCCUCAAAAGUUCUCCACUUCUAAGAGGUUUAUUUGCAGUUACAAUUGUAAAUGGUAUCCUACAUUAUGUGGUAUUCUACACUGUCCUCAUAGAAGGUUUCCAAUUUUUGUAAAUGAUUUGCUCUCAUUGCAGUUUUUUUAAAAACUCCAUCACGUUCUCAAUAAACUGUUUGUCAACAUAAUAA
Hemiscyllium ocellatum (epaulette shark) is the source of this 3947-nucleotide messenger RNA. RefSeq names its product adaptor related protein complex 2 subunit beta 1 (gene ap2b1). Gene Ontology annotation, biological process: intracellular protein transport; vesicle-mediated transport. The transcript is spliced from 22 exons. The coding region runs from base 111 to 2972 and encodes 953 amino acids. The record is from RefSeq and is a predicted model, not a curated record. Gene Ontology annotation, molecular function: clathrin binding. NCBI's taxonomy places the organism in Eukaryota, Metazoa, Chordata, Chondrichthyes, Orectolobiformes, Hemiscylliidae. Gene Ontology annotation, cellular component: clathrin adaptor complex; membrane coat.